Dermacentor albipictus is the source of this 4512-nucleotide messenger RNA. RefSeq names its product Sex peptide receptor (gene SPR). Gene Ontology annotation, biological process: G protein-coupled receptor signaling pathway. Gene Ontology annotation, molecular function: G protein-coupled peptide receptor activity. Gene Ontology annotation, cellular component: membrane. Lineage: Eukaryota; Metazoa; Arthropoda; Arachnida; Ixodida; Ixodidae. The record is from RefSeq and is a predicted model, not a curated record.
UUAUUCAUUCGAUGGGCGGCUGAAACUCAGCUGCGUGCCUGUGUCUUGCGAGUGCACUUGUUCUUUCGCGCGGUCGCAGAACUUGAGGACAGACGCCGUCGAGCCAACACGACUCAUUUCUGAAGCAGCGAGCACGGAAUUUUGUAUUUGGGAUCGGCUUUCGUCGUCUUACUGACCACAGAACCACAGUGCUUGUCGCAAACCGUUUAGCCGAUUCAUGGUGGCACGUUAAGCUCACGAAGGCAAGAAGCCUCUUUUUGGGCGUUUUAUUCUGCGUCUCCGCUUCGGGGGAAGACAUCAAGUGUGCACGCGGAGAGCAGCCAGAUGGGCUCGCGAUCGUGCCUGUGAUUCUAGACCUGCCGUUUUUUCCCUGGGUGUCUUCAUGCGGCCACGGAGAGGACAGAGUGGUUUUUGAUUGCACCCGUGUUUUUGCGCGCGUGGUUUUGCGUGCGUCGGUGUGCGCGUGGCUGUGCUUUGAAGUGUGAAUAUACCGAGCUGUACACAGCGUUGAAGAAUCUCUCCUCCUACAACACUGCUGGGAUCUUAUUUGACAAGGACCAUUUACCUACACUAUAGCACGCGUGGAUCUUCAAACUCAAGGGUAUUGAAGACGCUGUGCACUCAAGGUACUUUUCUUCAUGACAAAGGUGGAUGAAGACAUCAUAAUGGAUUACGAAAGCGAACUCAUGGACAACUUCACCAACCUGACGGAUGGUUUCAACCACACCCUUCUAAUUCCGCCGGCUGAACAGGUCCCCAUGUUGGUGAAUCUUACCAAUCGAGGUCCACCGAUUGAGUUCGCCUUGCCGCUGCUGGGAUAUGCCAUGCCAGCGCUCUUGGUGGUGACCAUAAUCGCCAACACAUUUGUUGUGGUCGUGCUGGCGCAGCGUCACAUGCGGACGCCCACAAAUAUCGUCCUGCUGGGAAUGGCCGUCUGCGACAUGAUGACACUCCUGAUUCCAUCUCCGUGGUUCUUCUACAUUUACACCCUGGGGAACUACGCCACCGUUCUCGGUCCUUCGGCUACGUGCUACGCCUACAACAGCAUGAACGAGGUGAUCCCAAACGCUUUCCACACGGCCUCUGUCUGGCUGACGCUAGUGCUGGCUGGACAGCGCUACUUCUACGUCUGCCACCCGACCACAGCGGUCACCUGGUGCACCGUGCCUCGCGUGCUGCGAACAGUGUGCUGGGUUGGCUUUGUCGCAUUCGCACACCAGCUGCCACGCUUCCUCGACACGGUGUUCGUAGACGUGCGCUUCUAUUGGCGCGGCGAAGUGCACUGGGGCUGCCAGAUGCUGGUCGCCGAAUGGGUCACGCAGAUCUUCACCGCAAAGGCUUAUUUCAUCGCCUACUACGCCUUCAAGGUGAUCUUCGUCAACAUCGGGCCCUGCACUGUGCUCGUGGUGCUCAACAUCCUGCUGUUCCGCGCCCUCAAGCGCGCUCAAGAGAAGCGCGCCAAGCUGCUCAAAGAGAACCGCAAGAGCGAGUGCAGGAAGCUGCGCGACAGUAACUGCACCACCAUGAUGCUCAUCGUUGUGGUGACCGUGUUCCUGGCUGUCGAGAUACCACUCGCCGUGACCAUCGUGCUGCACGUGCUGAUAAACGCAUUCAGGGUGCAACUUGUCUCGUACUACGUUCUCAAUAUAACGCUGCUCUUCACCAACUUCUUCCUCAUGCUGAGCUACCCAGUGAACUUCGCCAUCUACUGUGGUAUGAGCAAGCAAUUUCGGAAGACGUUCAAGGAUCUCUUCAUUAUGGGCACGUUCGUCAACAAGUCCCAGGGUUCAUCGCGUUACUCGCUGGUCAACGGACCCCGCACGGUGACGAAUGAGACCAUACUGUGAGAUGAACGUCUGGCAAUCCUCGAUGUAGCCGGAGAGUGCCGCGAAAGGGAUAUGUUUUCGCGUGUCAGUGUAGGUUGGUGGACGUUGACUGAAUGCCGCACAUUAUUUUACUUCGGUGAAAAGAAGCGUGGUCACCUAUGCUGCUCCUUCAACUGCUGCGGUAACAGAUGGGUGCUAACGACGCAUUGCACGGUUCAGUUAAAAUAUCUGCGUUCGAUGCUAUUUUUCUUAAGCUGGCGCGAGAAUGCUGUGGGUUUAGAGGCUUGGUGUAAAUAAAGUUUAAGUUCCCAGCUGCAGGUUCAACAGAAACGAAGGCAGUACUACUUGUAUCUGAACUCCUACGCUGCAUCGUUUUCUUCCGCUUCCUUACAUUCCCUAUUAUGAGCCCCACGGCCUCAUAGCUUGUAAACACCUACAAGCUUUGAAAUGGUAAAGGUUUCCCUAUAAGGAUACCUAACAUUACAUGGUUUCAAUGAAUGGCGAGCGUAAGGUACAUAACUGUUCUUUUGAGCACUCUAAGCGUCAUGCUCAAUGCAGGACAGUGCUUAAAACGUUGGGCGACUGACGACGUUAUUUUAUGUGUACAAAAAUAUAUUUUGUAGUCGCCAGCGCUAGAGAGACAGAGAGCUGUUAUAAGCUAUUACUGAGAUAAGAAAGCGUCAUGUUCAUACUUCUAAAAAUGAAUCAGCACAUUCUCCAGGACGCCAUUCCGUAAUAUACGUAGAAUAACAAACUAUAACACAUUUCAUCUUCAACCACGAUGUGUUUGAACAGUGAAAUCUAGUACUUAUUUCAUCAUGCGCUCGUCAAGUAUUCUCUAGCAUACCAAAAUUGCUAUCUCUGCUGCAGAAAAAACAGAGCCACAUUUCUGAAAACAAUAUAUUUUGAAUUUCUGUGGCCGCCACCUUAUAAUGGUGCUUUAGCAGGGAACGCUGUUCACAGGCUAGGAUUUGCAACCUUUCUUCUUCAUCGUUACACCAUAUUUCGAAUGUAAAUAUCUAAGGAUUGUUCUACUCAACUGCGCAGCAGCGUUUAUAGUGUGCAGCUUACUACAAUUUGAGGGCAUAAAAGAAGGCUUCACUUUUUAAGAGCAGCUGACCACAAAGAAUAUUGUCGACUUUCAGCCAGGAGGGGAGCUUUGAGACGUGCUCAACACGCUGUUCACUUGUUUCCUUCCAGAGUCCUGAGCACUCAGGUAUUCUUUCAAAGAAGCUACUAGCACAUUAAGUGUAUCAAGUUAUCUAUACCAGCGUAUAAUUUCUCUGCCACGCAAGGUAACCUGCGCGUUCGCUCAACUGUACAGAAUUAAGCUGAGGACGAUUCCCUCUUCGCUGAAACUAGAUGUUUUAGAGAAAAUGCAUAAAAUUCUGUCCUGUUAAGAUGUAAGAAAACGUUCAACGUGUACACAAGUUCAGCUGUUCUAGCGAAAGAGGAUGUCAUAUCAUUCAACUCUUGUUAAAGUCUUGUUGGAAAAACCGCUUUACCGCAACCACACCCACCUGACUUCUGCACAUUCUCCAGGACACUCGUAAAAGACUUAUUCUUUUUUACAUUUCUUGCUAAACAUCAGCGUGUUGACUUCUCUGCCAUGACAGUGGUUGUUUUUCUGGAUACAUGUGGUUUGUACACUGCGAGAAGCUGGUUUCAAAGCAACAGUUCAUGUUUCCUGAAUUCUAUGUUAUAAAGUAAGCUGAACAAGCUCCAAUGUUUGAAAGUAAAGAAAUCACUCUAUAAUUUGAAUCCUUUGGCACGAACAUUUAUUUCUCAAACGAAACACCAACUUGUCCUAUAGCAGGUUGCCGGAAACUUGCCCGUGCUUGAACUGACACUUCGAUCAACGGUGACGAAAACCCUCACUUUUUCUAUGUCGUUAGAGCAGAAAAACUGAUGUCCCUCCUUGCCCGCAAGCUUACACGUGAGCUAGGUAUUACUUUUACGUCAUUAGCGUGGCUCUACUACCAUAAAUGGCACAAAGUCGAAAGUGAUAAUUUCUCGUACUCUACUGGACACAUCCUAAUUUUUUAUUAGUUCUUUAAUACCUAAGCCUUCGAUGACAAGGGCAAACCGGCAGCUUUCGCAGUCUGCGCUCAGCUCAUCAUAUUUAAGAGUAACAGGAUGGCUUUUCUUAAGGCAUGUUAUUUAUAUAUACGGCUGCCAAGUGAGUUUGCUUGCAGCUACUGCUUGAGAAAGAUGCACUGACAUCCAAAGCGGGAAUACUAUAUCAAUAUCGGUUCUAUUGCAGGCAACCUAGCGUCGUUAACGGCAGGAACUAAUACAUUCUAUCUAGUAUCAACACUAUGGGCAAUGUUUGGAGGAUUUCCAGUGAAUCAAGUCAUCCAUCCGCACAAAUCAUGAGAAGUGUUGCGUUUCUGCGGUCACUUACAUUUCUUUCAUAAGAUCAAGCGGUCAGAGUUUAACUUUUUUGCCCCAUUCAAACCCACGAAGCUUUCAGAACUGGCAGUGGCGCCACAACUUUCUUCAAAAAGCCUUCCCUAAACGUGUACACUCCGUCAAUGUUUGUGCCCUACCAGUGUUGUCGCCGUGUGUAUUGUUAAUGUGUCUAUGACAAAAAAAAAAACAAGUCUACUUCUUGAAAUGUUGCGAAAUGCGCUUGUAUCAUACAAUGGGAGCUGUAAUGCAAUGUAAGCAUGACAAAAAUAAAGCA